Messenger RNA from Nicotiana tabacum (common tobacco), 2872 nucleotides. RefSeq names its product amino-acid permease BAT1 homolog. NCBI's taxonomy places the organism in Eukaryota, Viridiplantae, Streptophyta, Magnoliopsida, Solanales, Solanaceae. Gene Ontology annotation, cellular component: membrane. Gene Ontology annotation, molecular function: gamma-aminobutyric acid transmembrane transporter activity; L-glutamate transmembrane transporter activity; L-lysine transmembrane transporter activity. Gene Ontology annotation, biological process: transmembrane transport; gamma-aminobutyric acid transport. The record is from RefSeq and is a predicted model, not a curated record.
UGCAUCUUUAUAUAUCUUUGGAAAGCCAGGCAAAAGGCUACACAUAUUCAUUCUUCUUAUUCCUGAACUUGAGGGAUAGAAAUUUAGUGUUUCAUUUUAUAGUUGACAACUUUACAUAUAGUGUGUGGAUCAUAUUGCAGUGUAAAAACUAUGAGUCUUCGAGUAGCCGAUGGAAUAGUUGAUCCGGACCAUGCUCAUGGUGUAGUUGAUUCGGACCAUGCUCGUCUCCACGAGCUAGGAUACAAACAAGAACUCAAACGCGAUCUUUCGAUGAUAUCGAACUUCGCUAUAUCAUUCUCAAUUGUAUCAGUACUUACUGGUUUAAACGGACUAAUGGGCACUGGGUUGAAUUUUGGUGGACCAAUAUCAUACAUUUAUGGAUGGCCAAUUGCUGGUACAUUUACUAUGUUAAUUGGAUUAUCAAUGGCUGAGAUUUGUUCUUCUUAUCCAACUUCUGGAGGUCUUUAUUAUUGGAGUGCUAAACUUGCUGGUCCAAACUGGGGUCCUUUUGCUUCCUGGAUCACUGGCUGGUUCAACAUUGUUGGUCAGUGGGCUCUCACAACAAGUAUAGAUUUUUCACUGGCACAGUUAGUUCAGGUGAUGAUUCUCCUUAGCACUGGUGGAUUAAAUGGAGGCGGAUAUAUGAUCUCUAAAUAUAUAGUUAUGGCUCUCCACGGCGUAUUUCUACUAAUACAUGCUAUAUUAAAUAGUCUUCCUAUCUCAAUGUUGUCAUUCCUUGGACAAAUAGGCGCUGCCUGCAAUUUCUUCGGUUGUUUUCUUAUGAUUGUAAUUCCUGCGGUUGCAACUGAAAGAGCCAGUCCUGAGUUUGUGUUUACAAACUUCAAUACUGAGAAUCAGGACGGUAUCAACAAUUAUUUCUACAUUUUUGUCCUCGGACUUCUUAUGAGCCAGUAUACAUUGACAGGUUAUGAUGCUUCCGCCUAUAUGUCGGAGGAGACUAAAGACGCAGAUAAGAACGGGCCACAAGGUAUUGUAAGUGCAAUCGGCAUAGCAGUUAUUGCAGGAUGGGCUUAUGUACUUGGUAUAACCUUUGCAGUCAGAGAUAUUCCGAAUCUUUUGAGCGAAAACAACGAUUCGGGUGGUCAUGCCAUUGCUCAAAUCUAUUAUGAGGCAUUUAUGAGUAGAUAUGGCAGUGGUGUUGGUGCUGUAAUUUGCUUAGGUAUUGCUGGUCUUGCUGUAUUCUUUGCUGGUAUGAGCUCACUAACUAGCAACUCAAGGAUUGCUUAUGCAUUCUCAAGAGAUGGAGCAAUGCCAUUUUCAUCGCAGUUGCAGAAAGUGAACAAACAGGACGUUCCUAUAAAUGCAGUUUGGAUGUCAGCCCUUGUAGCAUUUUGCAUGGCAUUAACGGUGAAACUAAAUAAUCGUUCCAGUCAUUCAACUCUGACAAGACAUAAUCGUUUGGAAUUGGUGAAACUAAAGAUGGAAGUUCAGGUGGUUGAGGUAAGUAUGUUUCUUGAAGUGGUUCGUUGAAGUUCACCGCGAACUCAUUUGAAUUCAGUAUAUUGAAAUGAUGCCCGUUGUCUGGAUAGUGAUUAAACAUAUUGGUUCUAGAAUGGAACAAUGUUGAUGUGUUCAAAGGGAAAGACAAACUCUGGGACACAGAAUUAAAGUGCCCAAUUCUACUUAACUCCUCAUUAACUCCAUAUUGAGAAUGAAUUAUUGGAACCAGAGGGGGUGGUGUUCGCGACAUGAUUUUAGAUUGGUUAACUAUAGAAGAUGUAGCUGGUUGAACAUGUGGAGCUUGUUGUUUUUGGACUCUGUAUUUCUGCAGAGGACCAAAAACAUAAAGAAAUAAGGAAAACGUCGACUAUUAAUGUCACAACUAGAAAACUCAUCUACCAAUUUCAAGACAUGAACUAAAAGUCGACUAUUUCUAAUAGUUUGCUAUGAGAAAGUUGAAAGAAACAUUUAUUGUGUUCUCCUAAACUUCUCUUCAAUUUUGACCGUUUCAGAUAUGUUCGAUAUUGAAGAAUUAUGGUGGUCCGUGUAGCAUACAAGACACUUUUUUUUAAAAUAAAUCGAACAGUUCAAUAACAGUUAUUAAGAAAAUAUGCAGAGAAGUAAUGAAAAAAUUCAAAGCAAAUUCAGAUACCUGCAGAUGGUUCGCGAUCUGUUUCUGAGUCAAAUUUGGAACAUCCAUCAUCUCCUUAAUAAGUUUAGGACGGGCUAAAUCGACAGGGUAAGACAAAAUAUGAGGAUUCAAAUAGUAAAAAAAAGUACAUUUAGAAAAAAAUGCUUUGCUAAAGAUUACCUCAUUUUCUACUGUCUUUCACCAAUUCUUGCUUUUUUUCCUGGUUUAUGCUAUGAUACAACUAAGUUUUUAUAAACAUACCUUUUUGUCCUAACUUGCGAACGGCCUUCUUGAAUUUCUUUUCAAGAUCACGUGUCCAAUGCAGGCGUCGCCUUUUCUCCAUAGCUUUUUCCGAAACCAAAGAACGAUCCUCUUCUUCUGAAUCACCAUUUUUAACUUGUGUCUCCUCAUCAGUAAUUCUCUUUCCCUUAGACCCUUCUGCUGAAUUCACUAUGCUUUUUCCCUUUGUGUCUUGCAUUUUCUUAUUAGCAAAAGAUGUAUUGUCCAUUACUUCAACUUGAAUAUUAGCCUUAUUGUUUUCUAAUUUUUUGACUUGCUUUCUUUUGGUGCCUAUACACAUGUUGCCAUAUAUUCUUGAGUUUCUUUGCUGAAAUUGGUUUCAUAAAAAAGAAACAUACCCCUUGUGCCACUGCUUGUUCCACCAUUUCCCUCUUCACAUUUGAUGACAUUACUAAAAAAAGAUGAAAAAUUAGAACCAAAUUCCAGAUAAGGUAUCCAAAAUUAAACAUUUUGACACUUUUCAAUAGUCCUAUAUUAAUU